Messenger RNA from Phascolarctos cinereus (koala), 2171 nucleotides. RefSeq names its product keratin 4 (gene KRT4). Gene Ontology annotation, biological process: keratinization; intermediate filament organization. Gene Ontology annotation, cellular component: keratin filament. Gene Ontology annotation, molecular function: structural constituent of skin epidermis. The record is from RefSeq and is a predicted model, not a curated record. NCBI's taxonomy places the organism in Eukaryota, Metazoa, Chordata, Mammalia, Diprotodontia, Phascolarctidae.
CCACCAGCCAUGAUUGUCAGAUCUCAAGGCAUCAGAGGCAGCUCCAGGGGCUUCAGCAGUGGGUCAGCAGUGGUGGGUGGGGGCAGGCGGACUGGCUUCAGCUCUGCCUCCAUCUCUCUCGGUGGAGGCUGCAAAUCCUCUUCUGGAGGCUUUGGCAGCCAGAGUCUCUAUAACGUUGGAAAAAACAGGAACAUCAGCAUGGUGGGGAGCCGGCAAGGGGCUGGCUUUGGAUUCAGUGCUGGAGGCUUUGGUGCUGGAGGCUUUGGUGCUGGAGGCUUUGGUGCUGGAGGCUAUGGUGCUGGAGGCUUUGGUGGAGGAUUUGGUGGGGCGUUCAGUGGCCAAGGGGGAUCCAACUUCCCUGUGUGCCCUGCUGGUGGGAUCCAAGAGGUGACCAUUAACCAGAGCCUGCUGACCCCACUCCACCUGGAGAUUGACCCAGAGAUUCAGAAGGUGCGGACAGAGGAGCGGGAGCAGAUCAAGACCCUCAACAACAAAUUUGCCUCCUUCAUUGACAAGGUGAGGUUCCUGGAGCAGCAGAAUAAAGUCUUGGAGACCAAGUGGAAUCUCCUGCAACAGCAGACAACCACCACAUCUAGCAGAAACCUAGAACCUUACUUUGAGACCUAUAUCAACUGCCUGAGGAAGAAGCUGGACAGCUUGCUCAAUGACAAGAGUCGCCUACAGUCUGAACUGAAAACUAUGGAGGACAGUGUGGAAGAUUUCAAGAACAAAUAUGAAGAAGAGAUCAACAAGCGUACAGCUGCUGAGAAUGACUUUGUGGUCCUCAAGAAGGAUGUAGAUGCUGCUUUCAUGAACAAAGUGGAGCUGCAGGCCAAGGUGGAUGCCCAAAAUGAUGAGAUCAACUUCUUCAGGGUCCUUUAUGAGAUGGAACUGUCCCAGAUGCAGACCCAUGUCAGUGACACCUCUGUGGUCCUCUCCAUGGACAACAACCGAUCGUUGGACCUGAACAGCAUAAUUGCUGAGGUCCAAGCACAGUAUGAGGAUAUCAUCCAGAAGAGCAAGGCAGAGGCUCAAAAUCUGUACCAGAACAAGGUCCAGCAGCUUCAGAAUUCUGUUGACCUGCAUGGUGAUAGCCUGAAGAAUACCAAGAGUGAGAUCGCUGAGAUCAACAGGAUGAUUCAGAGGCUUCGGGCUGAGAUUGAGAACGUCAAGAAGCAGUGCCAAACUCUGGAGACAUCGGUGGCUGAUGCUGAACAGCGUGGGGAGGUGGCUCUGAAGGAUGCCCUCAGCAAACAGACUGAGCUGGAGAGUGCCCUGCGGAAGGCCAAGGAGGAGCUGAACCGGCUGUUGCGAGAAUAUCAAGAGCUGAUGAACGUCAAGCUGGCCCUGGACCUUGAGAUUGCCACUUACAGGAAGCUGCUGGAAGGAGAAGAGUGCAGGAUGUCUGGAGAAUGCCAGAGUGCUGUAAGCAUCUCUGUGGUUGGUGGCAGUGUCAGCUCUGGAGCUCUCGGAGGAGGAUUUGGAGGCCACUCUGGCUUUGGGCUGGGCAAUGGUUUAGGCAGCGGAAGCAGCUUUGGGAUUAGCGGUGGUGGUUCCAGCACCAAAAUUGUCUCCUCCUCUGGCCUAACCAAAAGGAGCAGCCGAUAAUGCUUCUCCCAGGCAUGUGUCAGAGGAGGAAGUCUCCACAAUGCUGUCAAACUGCUUCAGUGUCUUCUCAACAUUGUUCCCUGCCUGCUGCUUGGCCCCUGGGAAAAUACCAGCUCAGCUCAGCUCCAGAUGUCUUGGGCUGGGGGAGCCUGGGCUUUGGCAGGGGUGGGGCCUGGGUUUCUUAAGCUCUGCACUCAGCCGUGGUACACCUUGAAAGUUACAGGUUGGAGUACCUUCCCUUCCCCACUUAAAAAGAAAAAUACAUAAAUAGCUACACUUUGCAUACUGCCUUUGCUGCCAUUCAGGGGCUAAUGCCUACAUCACUUCUGGGUCUUUAUAUGUGCAUGGGCAAGGGUGAGGGUUUUAAUUUAGGACUACAGAAUGAAGACUAGAUCCAUGAUUUCAUGGGUUUAGUGAAGACAAAGUAGGGCAGCACCUUCUCUGUAAUUAGUAGUCUUAAAAAAUGUGUCUUUUCUAAUUAAAAAGUAUUGAUUUUCUCUCCCUGUCAAUCUCUGCUGGGUGGGCAGAGAGAGAGAAAAACAAGACCUUUUUUUUUUUUACAU